AUGAGAGUACACACUGGACACAAACCGUUUCCUUGUGAACUUUGUGGACAAAGAUUUAGUGUAAAUUCAAAUUUAAACAGACACAUGAGAGUCCACACUGGAGACAAACCUUUUCCUUGUGAUUUUUGUGGACAAAGAUUUAGUCAUAAGAUGCAUUUAAAGUCACACAUGAGAGUUCACACUGGAGAAAAACCGUUUCUUUGUGAAAUUUGUGGACAAAGAUUUAGACAGAAGACAAAUUUAAACACACACAUGAGAGUCCACACUGGAGACAAACCGUUUCCUUGUGAACUUUGUGGACAAAGAUUUAGUCAGAUGGCAACCUUGAACUCGCACAUGAGAGUCCACACAGGAUUUAGACAGAUGGCAACUUUAAACUCACAUAUGAGAGUCCACACAGGAGACAAACCUUAUCUUUGUGAACUUUGUGGACAAAGAUUUGGUCAUAAGACAAAUUUAACCAUACACAUGAGAGUCCACACAGGAGACAAGCCAUUUCCUUGUGAAAUAUGUGGACAAUUUGGUCAUAAGACACAUUUAAACAGACACAUGAGAGUCCACACAGGAGACAAGCCCUUUCCUUGUGAUCUUUGUGGACAAAGAUUUAGUCGGAAGACACAUUUAAUCUCACACAUGAGAGUCCACACAGGAAGAGAGAAGACGCUGAGAGGUUCUUCAUCAGGUAUUACCAAGAUUGUCUGGAGCAGAAAUUUUCUGAGGUACCACGUUCUUGUGUCCAAAUAUGGUCAGCUAGCUUCACUGGCAGAGGUGGAACUGACUCCCCUCAGCACCGUGAUGGAAGUCCGCUGGGGCGACCAGGUACAGCCCGUCAGCUUCCGUCUGGAGCAGACAGUGGUGUACCUGAAAAAACAGCUACUAGCCCUGCUGCAGCUGCCCACCAACGGCGUCCGGCUGUUCCACAUCGACAAAGAGAUGUGCUUGGUGCUCUGA
This is a messenger RNA of Nematolebias whitei (Rio pearlfish), 951 nucleotides long. RefSeq names its product oocyte zinc finger protein XlCOF19-like. NCBI's taxonomy places the organism in Eukaryota, Metazoa, Chordata, Actinopteri, Cyprinodontiformes, Rivulidae. The record is from RefSeq and is a predicted model, not a curated record. The coding region runs from base 1 to 951 and encodes 316 amino acids. The transcript is spliced from 4 exons. Gene Ontology annotation, biological process: regulation of immune system process; negative regulation of transcription by RNA polymerase II; regulation of cytokine production.